This is a messenger RNA of Frieseomelitta varia, 3537 nucleotides long. RefSeq lists its product as uncharacterized. The record is from RefSeq and is a predicted model, not a curated record. The transcript has 14 exons. Gene Ontology annotation, molecular function: signaling receptor activity. Gene Ontology annotation, biological process: nervous system development. Gene Ontology annotation, cellular component: external side of plasma membrane; signaling receptor complex. The coding region runs from base 1 to 2997 and encodes 998 amino acids. NCBI's taxonomy places the organism in Eukaryota, Metazoa, Arthropoda, Insecta, Hymenoptera, Apidae.
AUGGUUCAUAUUCCCAUUUAUAGUCUCGCGAACGCCUGUCACGAUUCUUGGACUCAGUUACGACUGUCGCCGAUGUUCGGCUGCAUCUGUCCGAACAAUCACAUGAAAAGACGCUGCGACAGGAUCUUCUCGAUGGUGAAUCACAAUCCGUGCGUUGAGUUCCUGCCCUCCUCCACCUCCAUAGACCUGUCGGGCACGGACUCGGCCCUGUAUCCGUUCGACCCGCAGCAGGAGAGCUACCAGGAGAUCUGGUUACCACCGACCAGUAUGUACCCCUAUUUUCUGUUCCCCGGGGCCGCGCGCACCUCGUACUACGACCACGAGAGCACGUACGACGUCCAGGAGCCGGGACAGAGGCGUCAGCACGGCCACCGUCAUCAGCACGGCCGCCAUCAGGAAGCACCGGAGUUGCCUGGCAGGCCCGGUGUCCUCGUGGUCGAAACGUACGAUCCUCGUGCCGAUCACGAGAACCGGCAGGAGGCUCGUGCUGGUACCGACGACGAGCAUCGGCCUCUGUACAGGGAGAAAGAUGCGGACGAUCGUGAAAUGGAGGGACCUGAGAGCUUCUAUGAUCGCGGCUCUUCUUCUUCUUCUUCUUCCUCUUCUUCCUCUUCUUCUUUUUCUUCGUCAUCGUCAUCUUCUUCUUCUUCAUCAUCAUCAUCAUCAUCAUCUUCUUCUUCAUCUUCUUCUUCUUCUUCUUUUUCUUCUUCUUCUUCUUCUUCUUCUUCCACGUUGUCCAAGCAUGAUCGUGCCUCCAGCACAGUGCACCUGCAGCCAAGGCACUCCCAAAGCGAGCAUGACGCGCACCUGCACCAUCAUCACCAUCACCAGCACCACCAGCACCACCAGUACCACCCUGCACCACCCGCACCACCGUCCGCCGCGACGUCGUCUUCGUCUUCGUCGUCGUCGUCGUCGUCGUUGUCAUCGUCGUCGUCGUCGUGGUCGAGUUAUCCGCCGCCGGCUCGUCCAACGCCUACCGUGGACGAGACGAAACGAAUCGAGAGGCCUGACCUUGUCCAGCCGAAGAAAUUCGCACCGAGGCCCACCUACGAGCACCGGGCAAUCUUCGAUCGCGCCGACGACGACCUCGAUGACGAGUUCAGGAUCGGCGCGCUACCAGUCGACCGGCUCUUCGAUCUCCGCGAGGCCUUCGAAGGGUUCGUCGACCAAGUGAAGGUCAUCUCGCAUCCGGACAACUCGACCAGUUUCGAGGUGAUCGAAUCGCAGUUGGAGAACCCGCUGAUCGACGCCGACCAUCACGAUCUCGUUGCCAUGAAGCAGAUACCUGUUCCCGGUGGACAUCAUCACAAGACGCAGCACAAGAGGAACCAGACGGACGAUCGGAAUCAAACGUCCGUGGUGCUGCCAUCAGCCUCGUCGGACCUGGACAAGAUCCAGCAGCCGGUCAAGGUCGUGCUCUCCAGCACCUGUCACCACGCCUACAACGCAUGCAAGAACGAUCCGGAGUGCAGGGUGUUGCUGGAACCGGUGCUGAACCACUGCGAGUCGGCGAGCUGCGCGAAGAACGAGUGCAUGGAAGCGUUGCAGAAUUUCUACAAAUCCGCGAACCACAAGCACUCGGUCGAGAUCGCGUUCUGUCUGUGCAGAAAGACGGACGUUUCUUUACAGAAGAAAGACGACUGUAUGAUCGCGCAGGAGAAGAUGCACCCUGCGUGCGCGCAACGAGGCGAGGGGGAAAUACCGACCUGUCACAGCUUGGCGGAAACUUGCAAAGAGCACGAGGCAUGCAGAGCGAGGCUGGAGUACUACGAGCAAAACUGCGCGGUGGACAGCGUGACGAAGAAGUGUGCUGGCCCGACGGCCGAGUGUAGGAAAGCGAUGCUGGGAAUCCUUGGUACCGAGCUGCGAUCGAACUGCGCGUGCAAGGGCACGGAGCUCACGCAACUUUACGACUGCUUGGGCUGGCAGAGACUCCUCUGGGUGAAUCCUUGCGUCGUCGAGUCCCAGAAAGAUUAUCACGCAAGAAGGAAACAUCAUCAUUACACGAGGACCACGACGACGACUGUCUCGUCGACGACCAAGUCGCCGGUUAGCACGACGACGGUCACCGUGGUCGAACAAGUGGAGGAUAAUAAAAUACCGGAAGUGACGAGAUGGACGACUACAGAACCCACGGAAACUUGGGAAAUCACCACCAUCAGCAGUACCACCAUUAGUACCACUCCCAGCACCACCACGACCACCACCACUCCACCUCGCUUCUGUGUGGUUCAAAGGCCGAGGCAAAGUCACCAAUACAUAAGGGAGGGCGAAGGCAAGAGGCUGUACCGCGAGGACGAGCCGGAAUGCUCGGAGCUGUGCCAGUGCGGCGAGGGUGAAGUUUUGAUCUGCAACACGAUCUGCGUGGACUCGUCGCCCUGCAAGACGGACUUCGCCUUCUACAAUCACGAGGCACCGGCGUAUCAGGCGCAUCGCGGGCCCUGCCUUUGCUACAGCGGCCGUUUCAUAUGCAUGCGGCCCUCGCCCGACGCUUACUCUAUACCGCACGGAGUUUUCAUGUUCCUGGGCUACAGCGAAAAGGACGAGAGCUUAUUACGACGCCACAAUAACCUCACCGUCCUGGACGCAGUGUCGUCCCUCGAUAACUUCAUGAGAGAAGAAGUUAAUAAUCAGACAGUGUGCACGCUGUUCCUGUACAACGCCACCCGAGAGAACGUGAUUGCAGUGGCGCGUCUCGGGACUGACAAUCCACCCUUAAAUAGCAGCCAAGCUCAAAGUCUGCAGCACCUUCUGCGCGUCAAGGAGGAGUGCGCCUCGAUGCUGCAGGAUCUCAGCGACAAGAUCAACAACAAGCACCACGAGGUCCACACGCACCCGCUGCUCUCCAUCUUCAAGAUGGCCGAGGUCGAGGUCAAGUUACCGUACAGCAACGAGGUCGGAGGCCUGUCGAGGUCGUCGAGCUUCCUGUUGGUCGCGAUCCUCCUGCUGCUCAGCCUGUUUCGAUCGGCGUCGACGUGCCUGGUCGCCUCGUGACACGAACGACCCAUACUCGUUUCCUAUCGAGACCAUUGAAAAUUCUCGAACGCCUAGAAAAAGCUGCUCGAACGUCUCUGAAAGAGAGAGAGAGAGAGAGAGAGAGAGAGAGAGAGAGUGAGAGAGAGAGAGAGAGAGAGAGAGAAAGAAAUAAAAGAAAGAAACCCAGCGAGAAUCGCGCGCGAUGGCCUUCGUGGCUGUUGGAUCAUCAACGAACGUCGAAGUCGCAGUUUAUUAAACGGGGCUCUAAUCUUCGUGCCUCGUGGAUCAAACGAGUAGAGAAUUUAUGCAUCGUUGCCCGCGAUCGAGGACCGGUGCUUUCUUAGCACCUCAAUUAAUCACUCAGGUUUGAUUUUUUAUUUCUUUCCUGUUCUCUGUUGUUUCCUUCUCCCCGUUUAUUCUGUUGAUUUGUACUUCGAAGAUUGAUUCAACCCGUUUAGUGCUGAAUAACCGGCCACGCCUGAGAAAAGCGCCGAGCACACAGUAUGGCGUUUAGAAAAUUGUAGAGCUUGCGUUGAAACCUCAAAGGAAAGUAAGUAG